CUGUUGGGCUUUGCCUGCGCAGGUUCGAAUCCUGCUGUCGACGUUUCUUUUUUCAUUUUUUUUUUUAUUAAAGUUAAAAAUAAAUAUGUAUUUUUAAUUAAAACGCUACUGGAUUCGAGUCCAUUCCAUUUCCAACCCUUGGUUUUUAUCCUAGUACUCAUACAUGGCGACUUCUCUUCACUCAAACCGAACAUCGUUCCUUCAAAUUCUUCUCGCAAAACCCAAACCCAACACCAAAAACACUCCUUUUUCAACCUACGUUCCGAUACGGUGCGGUCCACGGAGUAACAGAGGACCACUCGUCAAAGGCCGAGUCCUAAGCAUAGAAGCCAUUCAAGCUGUCCAAACCCUCAAACGCUACCAAAGAUCAGACCCCACAAAUCUCCAAACCACAGUCUCCAAAACCCUCUCUCGACUCAUUAAAGCUGACCUCAUAGCUACCCUGAACGAGCUUCUACGCCAAGAUCAGUGCGUUUUGGCUCUCCAAGCGUUCUCCACCAUCCGAUCGGAAUACCAGCCGGAACUGUCUCUGUAUGCCGCCAUGGUCAAAGCCCUUUCAAGGAAUGGCAUGGCGGAGGAUAUUGACCGGUUAAUCGUUGAUCUAGAGGAGGCUGGAGGUGGGGUUCGGUGGGAUGAUAAGGGAGUGAUAACACUGGUGAGAGCGGUGAUUGGGUCAGGUAGUAGGGAAUCAACGGUCAGGAUUUACGGAAUGUUGAAGAAGAGUGGAUUGUUGGGGUCCAAAGAUGGUGAAUACAUGGUUGGUUCUUUGAGUAAAGGGCUUAGAAGAUUUGGUGAGGUAGCUUUGGCUGAUGAGAUUGAUAGAGAAUUUGGGAGGUUUUAUAAAGGAAAUGUGGUCAAACUCACUGUGUAAUACUAUAAUUACUUGUAAUAUAUGAUCCACUUUGUGGCUGAAUCUGAAAAGAUUUGUCUUUUAAUGAUGUGAUUGCCACAAAUUACAAGAACACCAUCAGAGCUUUGAACUUACAACAAUGGCAAUCAUCUUAUAUUCCAUCCUUACUCUCUCCAGGUAAUCUGUUAGUGAAAAGGAAAAUAGUGCAGCAUCAGAGUUAUGUUUAUCUAAAUGCAGAUUUAUUAAAAACU
Molecule: messenger RNA, 1101 nt
Organism: Cannabis sativa
Lineage: Eukaryota; Viridiplantae; Streptophyta; Magnoliopsida; Rosales; Cannabaceae
Product: protein THYLAKOID ASSEMBLY 8, chloroplastic
Exons: 1
Coding region: 164-871 (235 amino acids)
Biological process (GO): chloroplast organization; Group II intron splicing
Molecular function (GO): RNA binding; protein binding
Source: RefSeq, a predicted model, not a curated record